AAGUGAGAAGGCUGGAAUUCAAGCAGUUGAUGUAUAUCUCUGCAGGACACGGAGAGAGAGAGAGAGAUCACGGGCAGAGGGAAUCCGCACCCAUCCAGAGAGAUUAUAGAAAGCAGCGCGUUUGUGCGCAUUUUCCCGUUGUGCGCCUCCUCGGACUUGCGCGUAAAGACAAUCAAUGAAGGAGAGAAGAUCUAUACAGAAACUGUCUCUUCAGCCUGGAAUGGAUCCGAGUCAGAGCCUCAAAUGUAAGAUCGUGGUCGUGGGGGACAGUCAAUGUGGGAAAACCGCUCUGCUCCACGUUUUUGCCAAGGACUGUUUCCCAGAGAAUUACGUACCCACUGUGUUUGAGAAUUACACAGCAAGUUUUGAGAUUGACAAGCAGAGAAUAGAGCUCAGCCUGUGGGACACCUCAGGUUCUCCGUAUUAUGACAACGUCAGGCCGCUUUCAUAUCCAGACUCAGACGCCGUCAUCAUAUGCUUUGACAUCAGCCGACCAGAGACCCUAGACAGUGUCCUAAAGAAGUGGAAAGGGGAGAUCCAGGAAUUCUGUCCCAGCACAAAGAUGCUGCUCGUCGGAUGUAAGUCAGACCUUAGAACAGACCUCACAACUUUGGUGGAGCUCUCUAAUCACAGACAGACACCGGUGUCAUAUGAUCAGGGUUCAGCUAUGGCUAAGCAGAUAUCCGCACCUUAUAUCGAAUGCUCCGCAGUGCAGUCCGAAAACAGCGUGCGGGACAUUUUCCAUGUCGCAACAUUGGCUUGUGUAAAUAAGAACAACAAAAACAUAAAGUGCAACAAAUCGGCACGCUCCACCAAGCGUAUCUCGCAUAUGCCCAGUCGACCAGACCUAGCUGCCGUGGCAACAGACCUACGCAAAGACAAAGCAAAGAGUUGCACACUAAUGUAAUGCAAGGAGUUGGGGGGGAAAGAUUCAUUCUGGGUAACGGUGAGGGUGGACUGUGGAAG
Molecule: messenger RNA, 966 nt
Organism: Carassius carassius (crucian carp)
Lineage: Eukaryota; Metazoa; Chordata; Actinopteri; Cypriniformes; Cyprinidae
Product: rho-related GTP-binding protein RhoE-like
Exons: 5
Coding region: 176-907 (243 amino acids)
Biological process (GO): small GTPase-mediated signal transduction
Molecular function (GO): GTP binding; GTPase activity
Source: RefSeq, a predicted model, not a curated record